GAGCCCAGAGCCCAGACUUCUCCUCAUCCUCCCUUCCUUCUGCUUCUGCUCUUGGCCAAGUCUGGCUUUUGGUCGCUUCCAUUUGCUUUGGUCUCGACUGAUUGUUCUCCGGCACCUGGGUUUUCCUGAUCUCUCUGCUGUAUCUGCUGCACAAUUGCUUUCUUCUCAUCCCAGCCCACCCGCCUAGGCCUGGUCUGGACCUGAUCCUCGCUCUCCUCCAACCGAGUGUUCACUGGGCAUUUCUCUGACCAUCUUGUCGACUUUCGAUAUUCAUCCCUGCUUCUUUUGGUUCUGCUCGUCAUCAGACUCGAAGCUUGACAUCUACAUCGACAUCACUAGCCCACCUACACCAUCAUCUUCUUUUCCAACAUCGCAAGUAUCGCCAGAUUCUCACCUACUUCUACUGUUGGCUCGCCCUCAGCAACCCGGAAUCUGAUAACCGUCUCCCCACGUCAGCCCUCCCUCCCUGUCUCCCUCCGGUACAUGCCAAAUCGACGUCGGAGGUCCUGCAUGCAGUGCAGCAUAGCGCAGCAACGUAUCCCUCCACCAGUGCCUACCUAAAAGACUGUCAGCGUCUCCUCUGUGCCCAUCACCACGGCACGACACCACACCACCAUCGAACAAGAUCCCGGUCCGGGUCUGCGUCUGCUGUUCGUUGCAAGCCACCUCUAGCUUCACAGGCCUCCACAUCGCGACUUGUCUCAUUGCUUGGCUUUUCCUCUUCCUCUCACCCUCUUCUCCGUAGUCUACCUAUCCCUCCAGGCCCUCUCCAGGUCCCCUCCCCCCUCCCACCGUGGAUCUCGGUCUCCCCUACUCGGAUCCCCCUCUCCCCUGGUCCCUGUGGUCCAAGCUACUGAUCUGUUGCUCCAUUCACAUCCAGUGGCUUGUAGCGUCACAACACUAGCUACGGAUGCCCAGGUCCGCGCCCACACGCCAUCCGCCAGCCCUAUAUUACUCUAUCCUCCGUCGCCCGUGACUCGCGGCCCCCAAACUCCUUCCCGCUGUGAAGGCUGCUGAGAGCUGCCCAAACACCCUGUCAUUGCGCAUCUGAUCAGCAAGCCGAGAAAGCAAACUAUUAUAUCACCCCAGUCGAGACACAACUACUCGUCAUUGCCCUUCUUUGCUUUUGAUCGACAUUCAAAGAGAGGUCUAAGCAACAACCGUUGUGCCUCUCCUCCUGAAUCUUCUCUUACCUUAUCUUUGCUUCUCCCACCUCACCCUCCUCUACGAAUACCUACGGACACCUACUCUUACGAAGUACUGAGGCCUGCCCCCCCUUCAACCUGGACUCUUUUCUUCUUGGCGCCUUUUUACAACUCCUUUAGUCAUGUAAGCGCGAGAGCCUAGAGCUCGAACCGAGGGAUAGACCCCGUCCCUCAGCAGAUCGCCCCUCCGCCGGACCCGUUCCCCGUCCUGGUCGAUUCUACACUAGGCUUACCCUGUCUAACCGCCGAGUUCACAGACCACCCGUCAUCGCGCCGACCCUUAGCUUGCCUUAGUUACUAUCUCCGCGCCCCGGUCCCCCCUUCUACCCUAAAGAGCUCCCGAAUCCCCUGCAUUCCGGCCAGACACUUUUUUUUUUGUGGUGGUUCAGCUUCUCAACUUCGCCGUCGUCAGCAACACUUUUGUUGGGAUCAAGGGACAGACAGACAUCUUCGUCCGCGACAAAGAGUCCAAGGCGAUGAAUGCAUAUGCGACAAAGCCUCGGCCAUAGAUUCCACCUCAACUCUACACAGCGACGAUGUCGUCCUACAACGGCGCCGACGCGAACUCGGUCACAUCGACCAGUCCCGCCUCCGAAGAUUCCCAGGCAAAGCCCAAGAGGGCCAGAACCAGUAAACCGAAAGUUAAGACAGGAUGCAACAACUGCAAACAACGGCGCAUCAAGUGCGACGAAAGACGACCCUCCUGCUCGCAGUGUGUACGCUCCAAGAAGAUUUGCACCGGAUAUCCACCUCCGAGCCGCAGCGCGAGACCUCACGAGGUUCUCGCCAUUGCUCCAAAGCCUCUCCUGGCCGCCGCUCCAACCAACGCCGCUCCCGCGCGAGCCUCCAUCGAAUUACCUCCCAGACGAGUUCAGAAGAUUCAGCGUCGUUUAACUCCCCCGCAAACCCCGAAUGACGGUCCUUCAGCCAUUACUAUGUACCGCCCAGCGGGCAACUUACAGCUCUCACCUCAAGAGGGUCUCUAUUUCCAGCUGUUCCGCACUCAUACCGCAAACGAGUUAUCUGGUUACUUUGAUUCCGUCUUUUGGACACAGACAGUUCUCCAGGAAUGCCAUGCUGAGCCCGCCAUCCGCCACGCGGUGGUCGCUCUUGGGGCUCUGUACAAGACUCUAGAACAGUCCUGCGAGUCUCCGCCAGGCUCACCAUCCGACGUGAUGAACCCCAUGGAUGGCGCAUAUCGACAUUGGGAAGUGGCAGUCAAACAGUACUCGGAGGCCAUCAACGCACUCGUCCAGCUCCACCGUGACCAGAAGUCGCAUCGGACUCUGUUGAUGGCAAGUGUGCUGUUGGCUUGCUUCGACUCGUUCGUUGGGGACCAUCGCCAAGCGAUUCGACAAAUCCAGACUGGCCUCAGCUUACUGGAGAAGCUACGGGCCGAGCGAAGGAAAUCGUUCGUACCCCUCUCCGAGGAGCCUGUUGAGGAAGAACUGGUCAAAAUGUUCACGAGGCUGGCCAUCCAAGCCAAGUCGUACGACAUGGCCUUCCACUUCCCCGAGCCGUACGUGAUUCGGCUUACGCCCCAAAACCCCGAGCUCCCCCAGUCGCCCCCUUCAGACGCCGGCAGCUCACCGUCAUCCAUGAGUUCAUCAUCGAUGCCGGAACAGUUCUUUAAUUUAAUGGAGGCUCGCAUCGCUUGGGACAAGCUUCUCGAGAAGAUGCUUCGCUUUACCGAAACCUUGUUCACGUAUCAAAAAUCAACAGGCGCGAACGGACCGAUGGGUAUUCUCCCUAAAUCGUUGAAACAGUAUGGCAUGAGCUUCAAGGGACAACUUGACGCCUGGUCCGAAGCAUUUGAGUAUCUCCUCGAAUCGCGCACAGCGCCCGGCGUCAGUCAUCAAGAGAAGGCCGGCAUCGCGGUUCUGAAAAUGUUCCAGAUCAUGAGCCAGAUUCUGUUCCUUAUGACAUACAGCGACAACGAGUCGCAGUUUGACGUCUUUCAACCGCAUUUCAAGGCCAUUGUUGAUCUUGCUUCUGAAGUGGUGGGCGACGAAGAGAGACGAGCGGCAGCCAAGAGGUGUCCCGACCCUUCGCAGUGUACUCACCGUCACAAUCAUACCCCGGAUAUCUUUGGCGGUCACGAGUACAAUACUUUCCACAUCAAGCCGAGCUUCAGUGCCGACUUGGGUAUCGUCCCGCCCUUGUUUGUGGUGGCCACCAAGUGCAGGCAUUCCGUCAUCCGGCGACAGGCUAUCCAGCUCUUGAGAAGCAGCGCGCGGCGGGAAGGCAUGUGGGACAGCGAGCUCACAGCGCGAAUUGGACAGUGGGUUGCCACGAUUGAGGAGGAAGAGCCUUUGUCUUCACCGUCUCCAGACGCGCGGGGCUCCCAAGCCGGCGCCAAUGGAAGACAUGGAUCAGUGGACUUUGGCGAGGGCAUUCCGCUGGGACCUGGUGGCAAUGCCCGUUGGGAUGAUCGAAGGAACAGUGCGCUUCCCGGACUGAUCAAAGCGAAGCGAUCUGUUCCCGAAGAGAAGCGCGUCAUGGUUCGGGCGGUGGACUUUGACCUGAGGGCCAGAUUUGCCAACCUCCAGGUCGGUACUCGUGGCAUCAUCACCGGCAUGCCAGACAUGCGGUCCCGUGUUACCCAUAUCACGUGGUAGGCCACUACCCGAGAAAAGAAGAGCAUUUUAGGAUCACGGGGCUUGAGCGAGCGAAUUUCAGGGGAGACAUUGAAUUGGUCAUAUUUGCGUUUGAUUUUUGUAUUGGAUAUACCCCCGGCAAUGUGCAAGACACGAGUGGUCAUUGGGCCGUUUCUGGAUCUCUUCUCAGCCACCUUACUACACAACUACGACAAAAAAGUCAUAUGAUCUGAUGAUUUAUGGGAGUAUCAAAGCGUUGUUACUGUCAUGAGGACAGAAGAGCACCGGAGCCGGCAAGGCCGUGGGUUUCAAGCAAGGAAGGGAGCGAUAGCACUGCAUUUCAGAGGAUUCGCGAUCACACAAGAGGGAGAGCGUGAGAGAACCAAAAAAAACAAAAGAGAUCAACACCUGGACUGCGCAAGCAAUAAUAGUCAACCUGUUGGUUAAUCAAGACGAUGAUGACGCGGCACUACGGCAUGCACGAGGAAAGAAUACAUUUGGCUG
This is a messenger RNA of Colletotrichum scovillei, 4306 nucleotides long. RefSeq lists its product as uncharacterized. Gene Ontology annotation, biological process: regulation of DNA-templated transcription. The coding region runs from base 1742 to 3823 and encodes 693 amino acids. The transcript has 2 exons. Lineage: Eukaryota; Fungi; Ascomycota; Sordariomycetes; Glomerellales; Glomerellaceae. The record is from RefSeq and is a predicted model, not a curated record. Gene Ontology annotation, molecular function: DNA-binding transcription factor activity, RNA polymerase II-specific; zinc ion binding.